Vitrella brassicaformis is the source of this 1401-nucleotide messenger RNA. The record is from the annotation of a GenBank genome assembly. NCBI's taxonomy places the organism in Eukaryota, Vitrellaceae.
UACACACCACUGCCCGCCGGUCAGUUGCUGCCGCCCCUCCGCGCCGCCGCCCGUGUGUUGGGCUUGGCCUCCACCUGCAACCUGCGGAAGGUAUCCGACAGGCGCAGGUGGCCGAGCGUGUUGCGGUCCGUGCAGUAGCGGGCAGCAUUGCGGAGGCGGCGCUCGACGAAGGACGUCUCGCCCUCGUUGCCGCGGGGGGGGCAGGGGCUCUCCUUCUCAAACCUGAAGAACAUACAGCCACAAGCACACACCCGUUGCCCAUCGGUCCAGAUCCAUGUGUGCCUUUCAUGAUUCGCCUACGUUUCCAGCACGUGGUUGAGUUGGGCGUUGCUGAAGUCCCAGCCCUGCGGCACUUUGCCGUCGCUGCCAGCCACUCCGAAGAGCGCCGGCAGCAGGCCAAGGCCGCGGGAAGGGUCCGACAGCAACCACCCCACACUCAGCACCUCCUCACUCCACUGGCCCCUGACCACACAACAGACACACACACAGAAAGAGAGACGAUGACUGAUUGACUGCCCGAUUGACUGGCUCCCGCGGCGCCCUCACACUUACGGGAGGAGGGGACCGUCGUCGAGGAGGCCGUUGAUGAAGGGCGCAUACGUGUCCUUGUCGAUGUGGCUGUUAGCCACCUUGUCCCUCGCCCUCUGCACCCUCUCCUCCUCUCCUUCCUCCUCCUCCUGCCUCUUGGUGGCGUUAUCGUCGUCGCGUGACGGGCGGUCCUCUCCCCGCACUUCGGCCGUCUCUUGUUGGUCCAGGCCGAACAGCUCCUCGAUGGUGCCGUAUCGGCCCGGCAGCUUGAUGUCAGGCUGGCCGUCGACGGUCCUAAUCCACCAGUGCCCACCCGCCUUGUACAAGACUACACACCCGUCGACGAUGACAGGUUGUAGCCCUGACUCUUGAAUGAUUAGGCAGAUGGGCACCACUACACACCACCACCAAAUAAUGAUGCACCAUUCCCACCUGGGCCAAACACACACACAGAGCAUACGAGAGAAUCUUCCUCUUUUGCACUGCACCGUAUCCAUGCAUGCAUCUGUGCAAAUGUUACUUCGGGCAGACGCGCCAGAUUAUAAUGAGGGUAUCGAUGAAUACCCACAAAAAGUAGAGGGGGCCUUUGUUGUGCGUCUGGCCGUCAGUCAUCUCCAAGUAAUCUAACACACGGGGUAUGACGGCGUCGAGGCUGAGGGUGAUGUGCUCAUUCGUGCGGUGGUUGCGGUGGCUGAAGUGCAGAACAUAUCCAAAUAUCUCGCUAAACCAUAGGAAUCCCACAAACCCAUGGGGUGCAUCGUUGCUGCGGGUCGGUUUAUCGUCCGGCUUCUCCUGGUGGUUUUUCUUUAUCUUGUCUAUCAGCUUAAUGCAUUUUUUGCCUUUAGGAGGCAUGGCGGCGAGAGGAGGGCAGCA